CUUAACAGAACGAAUUCCGUUCAUACAUUUCAUUUGAUAACACGUAGGUGAAUAAGCCAGUUGAAUGACUCUUAGCUUCAUUUUUUGUUACAAGACUUCGUUGUUACUAACGCUUUUUAGACGUCUUUUUACUUGUUAUUUAUUUUAAGUUUGUUCCAAAGAUGGCAAACAACUCAAACAUAAAAUUUUUAUGGAAAAAGUAUGAAGUUAAAAAAGCUUACGUUUUCGCAAUAAUCAACGAGAACUUUAAAGGUCGUCGUUUUGAGAGACGUAUUGGUGCUGAUGUUGACUUCCAAAAUGUGAAGAAGUUGAUCAAGAAAUUUGGUUUUGAAGACAAUGUGAAACAGGAUCUGACUCAAGAAAAAAUGGAAGAGGAGUUCAAUAAAUUGGAAGAACCAAAAUUCAACAACAAUGACGCAUUUAUAUGUUUUAUAUCUACUCAUGGAGAGGGUGAGUACUUUAAAGACAGUAGAGGAAUUGAUAAAAAGAGAGAUGGAGUGUACGGCACUGAUGGUGAAAUUGUUUACCUUGACGAUCUAGUCGAUAUACUGGCACACAACAAAUCUUUGAAAGGAAAGCCAAUUAUUAUUAUUGCACAACAUUGCCGAGGAAGGGAAUUCACCCACAAGAAUUCUAGCGGUGAAGUUAUCGAGCAGAGUAUUCGUACUACCCCCAUCUCAAUACCAUCACAUCGCAAUGUUUUAAUUGCAUAUUCCACCGUUUUUAACGCUCAAACUUACCGAAAUACUGUAACAGGUUCAUGGUUCAUUCAUUACUUCACCGAAGCUCUCCUACAGCAUGAUGAAAACAUUUCGUUGAUUGAUAUUCUCUCAGAGGUGCAUAAUCUUGUUGCUAGACGUUCUUUCACAAACAAAGAUGACAUAAAACAGAUGCCUUGCUUUUCACACAGUCUCACGAUGUCUGUAUUUUUCAAAAAACCCAUUAUAGGAACUGAGAUCUCUUUGUCUAAGCCAGUUCCCACUCGUGAAACCCAACAAUCUGAUAAAGAUUCGAACUCCGAUGCUACCAAAAACCGAGGAGUUCCCACUAGUGAAACCAAACAAUAUGAUAAAAAUUCAAACUCCGAUGCUACCGAAAACCGAGGAGUUCCCACUAGUGAAACCAAACAAUAUGAUAAAAAUUCAAACUCCGAUGCUACCGAAAACCAAGGAGUUCCCACUAGUGAAACCAAACAAUUUGAUAAAGAUUCAAACUCCGAUGCUACCGAAAACCGAGGAGUUCCCACUAGUGAAACCAAACAAUAUGAUAAAAAUUCAAACUCCGAUGCUACCGAAAACCAAGGAGCUCCCACUAGUGAAACCAAACAAUUUGAUAAAGAUUCAAACUCCGAUGCUACCGAAAACCGAGGAGUUCCCACUAGUGAAACCGAACAAUCUAAUAAAGAUUCAAACUCCGAUGCUACCAAAAACCGAGGAGUUCCCACUGGUGAAACCAAACAAUCUGAUAAAGAUUCAAACUCCGAUGCUACCGAAAACCGAGGAGUUCCCACUGGUGAAACCAAACAAUAUGAUAAAGAUUCAAACUCCGAUGCUACCGAAAACCGAGGAGUUCCCACUAGUGAAACCCAACAUUCUGAUAAAUAUUCAAACUCCGAUGCUACCGAAAACCGAGGAGUUCCCACUAGUGAAACCGAACAAUCUGAUAAAUAUUCAAACUCCGAUGCUACCGAAAACCGAGGAGUUCCCACUGGUGAAACCCAACAACAUGAUAAAUAUUCAAACUCCGAUGCUACCGAAAACCGAGGAGUUCCCACUGGUGAAACCCAACAACAUGAUAAAGAUUCAAACUCCGAUGCUACCGAAAACCAAGGAGUUCCCACUAGUGAAACCCAACAUUCUGAUAAAGCUUUAAACUCCAGUGCUACCGAAAACGAAGAAAAUAAAGAUGUUUCAAAGACUGAGAUGGAAGGUAAUAAAGAUGUUCCAAAGACUGAGCGCUUAAUCGAGAAAGCUUUUGUUUUCAUAAUAAUCAAUGAAAUCUUUAAUACAAAGAAACGACAAGGUGCUCAAGUUGACUUAAGGAAUAUUCUACAAGUGUGCGAAACCUUUGGCUUUGAGAAACAUGUGGAAGAAAAUUUGAGUAGAGAUGAAAUGGAGCAGAAAGUCCUCGAGAAAAUAAAAAAUGAUAACUUUGAUGAAUACGAUGCGUUGAUUGUAUUCAUAUCCAGUUACGGAGAACAUAAUGACGUCAUUGGAGUAUGUGGUCAGAAGAUUUCUAUUGAUGAUUUCGUUAAGUCGAUGGCCAGAAAUCCAACCUUAAAUAACUCAAGAAAAAACAAGCCUAAACUUAUUUUUUCUGAAAAUAGUAACUACAUUAAGGUUGAAACCGAUCUUGGCAGUGACGUUCCAUUGCCUAUGCAUGCUGACGUUCCAUUGCCUAUGUAUGCUGACGUUCCAUUGCCUAUGCAUGCUGACGUUCUCGUCGCCCAUUCCAAUUUGCUUACAGGUAAAACAUAUCAUGACUCUGUGUUUGGUUCGUGGUUUAUGCAUUGGUUAACAACUUUUUUGAAGGAUUUCGGUGACAAAAUGUCGUUGACUGAUAUUCUUACUAUGGUAAAUGACUUCGUAGCUAAUGUUGAUGCGAAAGGUACGAGUCAAGUGCCUUGUUUUUCCAGCAGUUUGAGAAUGGCUCUUCGCUUUCAAAGAGCUGUCUUAAGUGAAAGGGCUUAUUGCAUCAUUGUAUGAAGACUAAAUAAUGAAUUAAUGUUUAAAAUGCAUUUGUUAAGCAAAUGACUAUUCCAUAUUUUUAAAGGAACUAACUGUGCUUGAUAAUUUGAACAAUAUUUCAUUUGUAUUUUAAAAACAAUACGUAGAAUUUGUAUUUUGCAACGUCCUUAUGUGACUGAAUGGCUCUCUAUACUCCUAUGAAACUGAGAGACAACUUAUGAUUUUCUUUUUUUAAAAAGAAAUCGCUUCUCAAUUUCGUUGACAUUCUGUAAGACAUUCAAAAUGCUAUACUCAUUUUAUGUGUAAUUUGAUUAUUUAAAUUAAUAAGCUCUUUGGGCAAUCGAUGUAACACUUAAUAAUUAAUCUCUCGAUUUUGUAAUUAGUUUUAAAUUGAUUUUCUUCUGUGUGCUUUUCUACAUAAACUACAACUUUUAGAGGCCGUUAGCUAGAAUGGCAAGAAAUUUGUAGUGUCAACAAUAUAUAGACCACCAAUGACCAAUGCAUCAACUGAUUUCUUUAAGGAAUUUAAGAAAUUUAUCAAAGAUAUUGACAAUGACAAUAAAGAAUUUUACACUCUUGGUGACUUGAACUGUGAUAAGUAAAGAUGAAAGCAUGUUAAUAAAGAAAAUAAAUCUAUUUAUUUAUAAACUAUAUCAAUUGUAAAGCUACCCGAUUAACUAUGAGAACCACCAGCCUUAUUCACCAUACAGUUAGCAAUACUCCUUGGUAUUCAUGUUUUGGAAUCAAUAUUUGUUGAUAUAUUUGUUCGUGUUUUGCAAUGUUACCACAUAAAAGCACAACAGGAGGUAAAUAAGUGGAGAGUCAGAAAAAGAAAUGUUUUAAUAAAUGUCUCAGCAGUCAA
Messenger RNA from Xenia sp. Carnegie-2017, 3549 nucleotides. Its product is annotated as serine-aspartate repeat-containing protein F-like. The coding region runs from base 162 to 2705 and encodes 847 amino acids. NCBI's taxonomy places the organism in Eukaryota, Metazoa, Cnidaria, Anthozoa, Malacalcyonacea, Xeniidae. The record is from RefSeq and is a predicted model, not a curated record. Gene Ontology annotation, biological process: proteolysis. Gene Ontology annotation, molecular function: cysteine-type endopeptidase activity. The transcript has 4 exons.